GCAGCAGUUCGGGGGAAACUGGGUUAGGUGUGGCAUCAAGCGUAAUUGACAAUAAUGUAAACGUGAAGGUUUUUUGAAGCUUUUUCAUGUUGAAACGGUUGAUGUAAAUGACGCAGAACAGUUACUGUCAGAUGACUGGUCGAUCGCAGCGUAACGAUCAGGCCGAUAUCGUACUCAAUCGAUCCAAUAAUCGGACCGAUGCCUCUCGACAAAAUCCACUGGGGUGUUUACUGAAAUCAUUCUAGAAUGACGGAUGCAGACAAAUGUUUUUGCGAACGCGGUUUGAUUUUCUAUUUGAGUUUUGUUUGUAAGAAUUUCAGUAUACCGAAUAUCUUAUUUUUGUAUGAUUCAAUUUAAGAAACAACAAUGAAAGUGACAAAGCACAAGAAAGCAAGAAAAUAUCUUAGCUUUUACAUAAAUAAUUUCGGCUUUCGAGAACCCCUACUGGUGUUGAUCGACGGAACGUUUUGCCAUGCAGCUUACAAGGCACGUAUCCAAAUUGAAGAUCAACUCAAAAAAUACUUUCUGUCGGAUUUGAAGCUGAUUGUCACUGCUUGCAUUAUCACGGAAACGGAAAACAUUGGGGGUCCACUAGUGGCCGUAUGUCAGUUACUAAAAAAGUAUCUCGUGCAUAAAUGCGGCCAUGAGAAACAACCAAUCUCCGGGUCGGCUUGCAUACGGGCGAUGACCAAAACAUGUAAAUAUAUAGUUGCUACACAGGACAGAGAUCUGCAGGAAUGGAUAUGUGCUCGGCCCGGUAUUCCAUUAUUUUAUCUGCAUAAUAGUUUGGUUCCUACAUUGGUACAGCCGUCUGAAGCAAGCGUUAGGGCGGCUGCCAGCAAAACCCAAGCCAAGGUCCAAGUUCGGGAGGUUGACGAGCAGAGGUUAGCUGUCUUGAAAAGGAAGCAAGGAAUUUCGGAUACCAGUGAGCAGCAUCCGAUGAAAAAAGUAAGAAAAAUCAAAAAUCCUAAUCCGUUAUCCUGUAAGAAAUCUAAGAAAAAGAAACCAACCGACAAACGAGAUCCAGUGCGGGACCAUGCAAUCGAGAAGCCGAAAAGGAGAAGAGUUAGGCUACCGAAACAUGUUAAGGAACAAUUGAAAAAUAACACCACAAUGUGUUAGUUAUUAAUUUUCAGCUAAUAAACAGAUUGUUAUGAUAAAAUGAAACUAUAA
Molecule: messenger RNA, 1173 nt
Organism: Malaya genurostris
Lineage: Eukaryota; Metazoa; Arthropoda; Insecta; Diptera; Culicidae
Product: rRNA-processing protein UTP23 homolog
Exons: 2
Coding region: 367-1122 (251 amino acids)
Cellular component (GO): small-subunit processome; nucleolus
Molecular function (GO): small ribosomal subunit rRNA binding
Source: RefSeq, a predicted model, not a curated record